Coregonus clupeaformis (lake whitefish) is the source of this 981-nucleotide messenger RNA. Its product is annotated as olfactory receptor 6N1-like. The coding region runs from base 1 to 981 and encodes 326 amino acids. Gene Ontology annotation, molecular function: G protein-coupled receptor activity; olfactory receptor activity. The record is from RefSeq and is a predicted model, not a curated record. Gene Ontology annotation, biological process: G protein-coupled receptor signaling pathway. The transcript has a single exon. NCBI's taxonomy places the organism in Eukaryota, Metazoa, Chordata, Actinopteri, Salmoniformes, Salmonidae. Gene Ontology annotation, cellular component: membrane.
AUGUAUUUUAGUGAACUUCUAGUGAAUUUCACGGGGCAGAAUGUGGAGGAGUUUACCAUCACAGGCUUCGACCACCUCUCCCACCAGAAGCUCCUGGGCUUCCUCAUCUUCAUCACUUAUUUCCUGGUGCUUCUGGGAAGCGGCACCAACAUCUGCAUCAUCGUGUCGGACAGACGGCUGCACACGCCCAUGUACCUCCUCGUCUGUAACCUGGCCGUGGUGGACAUCAUGUUCACCACCAGCUCCAGCACCACCAUGAUCUCUGUACUGCUGGCCGAGGUCAAAACCAUCUCUUACUACUCCUGCAUAUCACGCAUGUACAUCUACCACCUGGGUGACAUCACAGAGUGUCUGGCCCUGUCCCUGAUGGCUUUGGACCGAACCAUCGCUAUCAGCACCCCUCUUAGGUACCACAGCAUCCUGACCAACCCACGAAUAUUUGUGUUAAUCAUAGCUUCCUGGUUCAUAGGUAUAAUGUGCUUAGGAAUUGAGCUUGCUUGGGCAGACUUUGACAGCCUUCCAUACUGCCAGCCCAUCAUUAGAUACGUCUUCUGUGACUACCCAGCCUUAAUCAGGGCUGCAUGUGUCAACCCUGAACCUUACUUCCUGUUUCCCACCAUUCUGUCUCUAUGGCUCAUCGCAGGCCAGUUUCCCUUAAUUCUACUGUCAUACGUGAAAAUCAUCUACACACUACUGAGACUUCCUAAAAAUGAGAGCAGAGCACAGGGGUUUAAUACCUGUAUUUGUCACAUCAUUGUGAUGUCGUGUUACUACGCUCCCAAGUUAGUCUCUGUGUUGUUGACGAGGAUAGGGCUGAGGCUGGAUCUGACGGAGCGUAAUGCCUCACUGAUUAUAGCCUCGCUGUUGCCUUCUCUAAUCAACCCUACAGUCUACUGUCUGAAGACCAAAAAGAUCAGGAUGAGACUGGUUCAGAUUCUGUCUAGAAAAAGAACUGCAUCGAUAAACUGUCAAAAAGGGUGA